AUGAGAAGUUUUCGGAAAAAUAGCUUUACACCAACAAGUGUAAAACCCGUUGGAUACAAAUGGGUAUUUGUGAGAAAAAGUAAUGAGAAAAAUGAGAUAGUUAGAUACAAGGCAAGACUUGUAGCCCAAGGAUUUUCUCAAAUUCCAAGGAUUGAUUAUGAAGAAACAUAUUCUCCAGUAGUUGAUGCAACUACAUUGAGAUUUCUGAAUAGAGGAAAUGCGCCUUUGAGUAAUGUGGAAAUUUGGAAAUCAGUGUGGAGGUUAGAUGCCCCACCGAAGCUCCUCCACUUCAUCUGGAAUGCUAUAAAGGGCAAUUUAGCUUUAUGUCAACGCUUGGCUCAGAGACAUAUAACGGUGGAUGAUGUGUGCCAGAUUUGUGGGGAGAACUUGGAAACCAUUAACCACGCUCUUUUUUAUUGUCUGUAUGCUAAAAGUGUUUGGGAGCAGAGCAAUUUUUUGAGCCUAAUCGCCGUAUGCACAGCUGACUCAUUCAUGGAUAAAUGGGCUACGGACGUUUGCCACUUUGUUGUAUGCUGCUUGGCGAUGCAGAAAUAUCCACAUUUUCGAGAAUGA
Molecule: messenger RNA, 573 nt
Organism: Chenopodium quinoa (quinoa)
Lineage: Eukaryota; Viridiplantae; Streptophyta; Magnoliopsida; Caryophyllales; Amaranthaceae
Exons: 2
Coding region: 1-573 (190 amino acids)
Source: RefSeq, a predicted model, not a curated record